This is a messenger RNA of Lentinula edodes (shiitake mushroom), 459 nucleotides long. RefSeq lists its product as uncharacterized. The transcript has 2 exons. The record is from RefSeq and is a predicted model, not a curated record. Lineage: Eukaryota; Fungi; Basidiomycota; Agaricomycetes; Agaricales; Omphalotaceae. The coding region runs from base 1 to 459 and encodes 152 amino acids.
AUGCGCACCAUGUUUAUCGUCUCGCUCCUUUUCGCUGCUCUUGCCAUCGCCAUUGCCGCACCCACUGAGCAGUAUGAGGCUCCGCAAAUCCUGCUCGAGGUCACGGCUUAUACUUCUGCAUCAUGCAGCCCUAACACGGAAGUGGCAUCUAUCUCCCUCGUCUGGAAUGCCGUCAGUCGUUUCAGACACUUUACAACUGUUAAGGACGCGAAAUGCGCCAAAUUCGAUCAUGAGUUGCCUGAUGGCUGCACUCUCAGACUCAUAGCCAGCUCUUCUCGCAAUAUUCAAUCUCGACACAACGGUCCUAUAUCCGUGGGCACAUCAAUACCAGGACCUGGAACUGGCGGUAAAUUUGAGGACAUGAUAAUGUGGUCCACCUAUCAGCGCUCAGCCCUCACUACGCCUUGGGACAAUCGCUACGUAGAAGAUUUGAGAUCAAAUUUGGAGUUCUCUACGUGA